This is a messenger RNA of Phalacrocorax carbo (great cormorant), 2291 nucleotides long. The record is from RefSeq and is a predicted model, not a curated record. Lineage: Eukaryota; Metazoa; Chordata; Aves; Suliformes; Phalacrocoracidae.
GCCCGGCGCGACGCAGCCCACGUGCCGCCGCCGCCGCCGCCGCCGCGCUGGAGGCCAUGGUGCUGGACCCGGGAGCGGCGGCGGCCGGCAAGCUGGGCGCCAGCGCCGCCCCACGCCUGCCCCACCGCCAUGGCCCGCCGCUCUGCCCCUGCCCGUGUCCCCCGCCGCCGCCACCGGGACCCGCCGCCCGCUACCCGCGGGGAACCCGGCGUCUAUCGGAAACCGGCGCCGGGAUGCGGCCGCACGAAAGCGCGGGGGGGCGCGGGGGGAUGCGCGCCGCCGCCUCCCUGCCCCACAUCGCGCGGGGGCGAGGGGAGGAGGGCGGCGGGCGGCGGAGCCCCUGCCUGCUCGUGGCGCUGCGGCCCCGCAACGUGGAGGCGGAACGGGAGCGGUUCUUCCGCGCCAGUUUCGCCUACGACCCGCAGUUCGAGUACGCCGAGCCGGUCCCCGCCGCCGUGUUGGAUAAAUACGGGGCCGCCUCCGAUCGUUUCGUCGUUCAGGCGAUCAGGAUCAUUCGUGCCGUCCUGGAGAAGUACGGGACCUAUGAGAGCUUUGAAGUUGCCACGGGCGGGAGGCUGCUGAACAAGUGCCAGAUCUGGUCUGUGAUCCGAAAGUACAUGCAGAAGGAAGGCUGCGUGGGAGAGGUGGUGGUGCAGCUCACCGAUGACCUCCUGUCCCAGGCAGUGAUGAUGGUGGAGGACAGCCGGCCAACGCUGGCCAUCAACCUGGCCGGAGCCCGGCAGCACUGGCUGGAGGGGAUGCUGCGCCAUGAGAUAGGCACCCACUACAUCCGGGGAGUGAACAACACCCACCAGCCCUGGCACAGCUCCGAGGGCCGCAAGCAGUACAGCCUGAAGCCUGCCAACCCCACGGAGGAAGGCUUGGCCAGUCUGCACAGUGUCCUCUUCCGCAAGCAGCCCUUCCUGUGGCGGGCAGCCCUGCUCUACUACACCAUCGAGCGGGCCAGCCGCCUCUCCUUCUCCGCCCUCUUCCAGGACCUGGAGCAGUACGUCCAGGAUGCCGGUGUCCGGUGGGAGUACUGUGUGCGGGCAAAGCGGGGCCAGACCGACACCUCGCAGCCAGGCUGUUUCAGUAAGGACCAGGUCUACCUGGAUGGGAUUCUCCGCAUCCUGCGCCAUCGGCAGACCAUUGACUUCCCACUGCUGGCUGCGCUUGGAAAGGUCUCCUAUGAAGAUGUGAAUCGGCUGAAGAAAUUUGGGGUGCUGGAGAAGGCCCGCAUCCCCCAUUUCAUGCAGGACCUGGAGCGGUACAUGAAGCAGCUAGACCACAUCGUCACCACCAACGGCCUGAAUGAGGAGGAGCUGGAGCAGCUGCUGCCCAACUGAGGGGCAUUUCCCUCUCCGAAACCAGUGCCCCAAGGGUGUAACUGGUGCCAUUUAUUGGGUAUUUUCUGGGGCUGGAGCCUGGAGGAGAGGGCAGAGCCUGGGCCUCCUCCCCUGCGCCCAGGCAGCUGCUGUGCAUGUACCGCUGUGUAGGAUAGUGCAGCUGAGAGGGCCAGUGUGGUUAGUGUUGAUGUAUUCCCCCAUCCCAGCACCGUCCACCCAAAAUAGCAUUUUGGGGACAGCUGCACAGCGCCGCAUGGCUUUGGGGAGCUGGAGAAGAGGGUUCAGAGGGAGCAAGGGCAGAGCUGGGGAGAUGUACUGGUCCCCCAGAGGUACAGGAGGCUGUGCUGGGGUAGUUGUAAUGGCAGGGGAUGCCCUUGGUGUGCUCCCAGCACCAUGGAGACACUACCUCCGGGCCAGUAGAUAGGUCUGGGGGCUCUGGGCUGUGCCUGGCAGGGAGUAAGGGCAGGCCUGCAUCCACUGCUUGCCCUGUGUAUGCAUUUCCUGCUCCCUACCCCUUCCCUCAUGCCCCUUACCAGCAGCAGGAAGGACUUUAAUCCCCCAAAUACCAAUCUCUGCUCUCCCCACUUCUCAUAGAUACUUGCCCACAAUUAAAACAUUGGCCUGCAGCCCAACUACAGCCACUCUGCCUGGCUCUGAGGCACAGGAGGACUCAAGGUGGGGAUUGGGCUUGAUGUAAGGAAAAAGCGUGUAAUAAAAAUGAUGUAACGGAAACAACAUGUGGGCUGAAGGUUGUGGAUGGCAUCAAAAGCCAGGCUGGCACUGCUGUGAACACUGUCAGUGCAUCUCACUCGCACAGGAAAAGCUGUGUGGUGGCUCCAAGCUGAUGCAUCAGGAGCAGGAAGGGGUCACUGGAGUGCGUAAAACAACAUACUGGGCAGGGACAUUAAUAAAUCAAAGUAGGCAAAAGCAGAAGUUGCCCUGAGC